Molecule: messenger RNA, 1964 nt
Organism: Ceratosolen solmsi marchali
Lineage: Eukaryota; Metazoa; Arthropoda; Insecta; Hymenoptera; Agaonidae
Gene: LIMK1
Product: LIM domain kinase 1
Exons: 3
Coding region: 44-1882 (612 amino acids)
Biological process (GO): protein phosphorylation; actin cytoskeleton organization
Cellular component (GO): cytoplasm; nucleus
Molecular function (GO): protein serine/threonine kinase activity; ATP binding
Source: RefSeq, a predicted model, not a curated record
UUUUUUACGAUAAAAAAAUAUUCUGUUUGAGCGUAAAUUUAAAAUGAACAUGAACUUGGCUGUUUUUGCAGCGGGAAAGUAUAGUAGGCGCUCGGAUGGCGAGGUGCGAACAUCACGGAAAGAACGCAAAAAGCGCUACACCGUGGUCGGAAAUCCUUAUUGGAUGGCACCGGAAAUGAUGAAGGGCAACAAGUAUGACGAGAAGGUCGACAUAUUUAGCUUCGGCAUUGUCGUCUGCGAGAUAAUCGGCCGUGUGCAGGCCGACCCAGAUUAUUUGCCACGCUCCUCCGACUUUGGAUUGAACAAGAAGGCGUUUAAAGAAAAGUUCUGUACUAAUUGCCCGGAAUGCUUUUACACGAUAGCAUUUUUGUGCUGCGACCUUAAUCCCGACAAGAGGCCCCCAUUCGAGAUUAUGGAGGUGUGGCUCGAUGGACUAGCCAUGCAUUUGUCGGUCGACGCAGCCUUGCCACCUGAAUUAGAAGUAGACAUUAAGAAUUACGCAGGACCAAGUCCCAGUAGCAGUGAGUCCACAACACCGGAUGUUCUCAGUCCACAGUUAAAAACUAUUACCGAAGGACAGGUGCAUCGGGAUAAGAGGCGCGCGAGCGGUUGCGACGACAGUACUCUCGAAUCGGAUUUUUAUACGCAAAGCAUCGAGUGCAAAGAGAAUAUUGAAACGCCGGCGAAGAGCGCCAAGCAGAUCGAAUCGCCGCCAAUGGAGAACGAGAAGCGCUACUUGCGGCAGAGCAACAGCAAGUCGAAGGAGCCGAUUGGGGAUGGCAAACCAGCCAAGUCAAACGCGUACUCGAGGCAAAAUAGCCGAAAUAGCCGGGUCGGCAAUUGCAAUGAAGACGUAUCGACGACGGAUCGCAGACGCAGCCUUAAUUCGCCCCGGAUUAAUCUCGGUGCAUCAGAAAAGUUCACUUUAGACAAGUAUCCAAGCAUCGAGAAGAUGAAAUAUGUCGGGCAAGCCGAUGGUCCCUUUAUAGUUCCUACCUCAUCCAACACCAGCCUCAACUCCAACGAGUCCAAACGAUCGUCGUAUCGAGUCAAUUGCUUCCGCGCCGAUAGCAAAAAGGAUGAAGUGCCAGCCAGCAUCGAGAGCGCGAGCUCCAAGGCCGAUAAUUCCAAGUACAAAGCCGCGAAUGCCAGCGGCAACCUCGUGGGCAUGUAUUUACGUCAAAUCGGCAAAUCGAUCGCCCCCACCUCCGAUAAAGAGAACAGUACAUCGAGCUCGCAUACAAACAAAAAUUCUUACAGUGUGAACAAGGAGCCGGAUUCGAAGUGCAGAACGACGAGCGCGACAACGACGUCGGCCACGACUCCAUUAAGACGGACGAAGAUAUCGCCAACGAAGGAGUCCCUCACCAAGAGCGCUUUUAUUAGUGAAAUGCCGGAGGCCAAUGCCAUCGAAGACCCAUUAAAAAGUAAAGAGAAAGCCAAGUUGAAAGGUGAAUCGCAGAUUUCGAGGAAAGGCAGUAACAAGCUGAAAAAUAGGAGACGAGGCAAGUCGGACCUCGGCUACGUCGACAGUUUCUCGUUAGACGAGUCCAAGUCAUCGAGAGGCCAAAUCGAGAACGACAAUAACAAGCAGGAGGACGAAAACUCCAGGUACAUUGAGAACGAGCUUCUCCUCCAGGCGAGCUCGGACUCGUUCGGCCUGUACGAUGAUUAUUUUAAAACGAGUGGCGUCGAGCGUCAGGGCAGCUUCGGAUCUGACAGCGCAGUCGGCACAAUGAAGAGUGACUUCUUCGCCGAUAUCGAUCUCGCAAAAAUCAGGGACGGCUCUUCAACGAUACUGCGCGAGCUCUGUUGCACACCGGAUAAGUGCCCUGCAACGCCCAAUCGCACAAAUUCGCCUUUCGAGAGUACGGCUUUGUAACGCCCUCCUGUGAUUAAUUUUUUCGGCUUUAUAUUUGGCCCUUUCAAAUAAGACUUGCAAUCUCGUUCGUUCGUUCGUUCGC